Molecule: messenger RNA, 5298 nt
Organism: Melanotaenia boesemani (Boeseman's rainbowfish)
Lineage: Eukaryota; Metazoa; Chordata; Actinopteri; Atheriniformes; Melanotaeniidae
Gene: senp7
Product: SUMO specific peptidase 7
Exons: 23
Coding region: 202-4077 (1291 amino acids)
Biological process (GO): protein desumoylation
Cellular component (GO): nucleus; cytoplasm
Molecular function (GO): SUMO-specific endopeptidase activity
Source: RefSeq, a predicted model, not a curated record
UUACUGAGGAAAAUAGAGGCGCCUGUUCAGUCCACAAUCGCGCAUAGGGAAAUGUGCGCAUUCUGUACUUUGUGUACCUACAAGGUGCGGGCCGACACAUUUAUGGAAAAGUAGUUGUCUCCUAUUUACAAACACAGUGAAUACAAGAGGAGGUCUCCUGGCCAGGGAGGUUUUUUGCUGUGCCUUAUAGCCUCUUGGACCAUGAUGGAGCGACGAAGAGCCUUAACUAUUCCAUUUACUGUUGACAAAGAUAAGCUGGAGGAACACCCAUUCAGAAUCCCCAUGACAUAUCUUUCAUCAGACUGUAGGAAGUUAGAAGGACAGGUUUCCUGGACGGCGUUUGCUGGAUGCAAAUUGAGAUCUUGUAAUUCGACGCAUAAAAAUGGAUCCAUGACGUUUGAUCAAAACCACAUGACCAUGAUCGCUUUGGGAGCAGCCAGGAGGAAAGCUCGUGUGGUACUAAAAGAUGUCUUAAAGACAGAGCUGGGAAAGGAUCAUUUGGAAAGGAUCAAAAAGAGUAACACCAUGAGAAGUAGGGAACAGCUCGCAAGUCCACAGAAAGACAGUGGUUGGUGCAAAGAGGAGCCUCUGACCUGCAGUGACACGUGGCACAGUGUGAGGGAAACCAGGAAUAUGAGCAAAUCUGUAACUCCUACAAGCAACCAGAGGACUACCCAAACUCCUACAAGCAACCAGAAGACUACCCAAACUCCUACAAGCAACCAGAAGCCUACCCAAACUCCUACAAGCAACCAGAAGACUACCCAAACUCCUACAAGCAACCAGAGGACUACCCAAACUCCUACAAGCAACCAGAAGACUACCCAAACUCCUACAAGCAACCAGAAGACUACCCAAACUCCUACAAGCAACCAGAAGGCUACCACAAUUCCUGAAAGCAACCAGAAGACUACCCAAAUUCCUACAAGCAACCAGAAGACUACCACAACUUCUAAAAGCAACCAGAAGACUACCACAAUUCCUGAAAGCAACCAGAAGACUACCACAACUCCUAAAAGCAACCAGAAGGCUAUCACAACUCCUAAAAGCAACCAGAAGACUACCACAAUUCCUGAAAGCAACCAGAAGACUACCACAAUUCCUGAAAGCAACCAGAAGACUGCCCAAAUUCCUACAAGCAACCAGAAGACUACCCAAACUCGUACAAGCAACCAGAAGGCUAUCACAACUCCUAAAAGAAACCAGAAGGCUAUCACAACUCCUAAAAGCAACCAGAAGGCUAUCACAACUCCUAAAAGCAACCAGAAGGCUAUCACAACUCCUAAAAGAAACCAGAAGGCUAUCACAACUCCUAAAAGAAACCAGAAGGCUAUCACAACUCCUAAAAGAAACCAGAAGGCUAUCACAACUCCUAAAAGCAACCAGAAGACUACCCCAUCCUCCUCCUCUCAAAGGUCAAAACUCAGGAGAAGAACAAAAGAUGCAGAUGUUGAGGAGGCGAAAGAAGAAAACCAAGAUAUUGAGGAUGUGAUAACAGGAAAAAACUGUGAAGGAGAAAAGUUUGCUGAGGUUGUAGGCUGUGGAUUGUCAUUGAGCCGGGAGCCCUCUGAGGAUGGAGCCGACAGUGAUUUCUCCCCAGACGGCAUCAAGGUCAGGUUGACUGAUCCUGACGCUGACAAAGAUGUACAAUGCAUUUUGAGUCGUAAAAGAAGGAACUUGGUGUCCCAGUUUAAUGGAGAAAGCACUCCAAAACGCAGCCGUAAGGGUGUUCAUCACCUCCCUGCAGACACAGGAGAUGAAGAACCAGACCCUACACCUGACAGUGAGGAGGAAAUGGAGGAAGAUGUAGAUAUUGAGAAUCUGGACCGAUGCAUUGUACAAUUCACAGUCGGGGAGGAUGAUAGGAUGGAAGCUCUGGUUCCACUCAUCACUCCCACUUUAGAAGAUGGAGACAUUAUUAGCAACAAGAGACAAAGCUUAUUAUCCAGCCAGGACAGUACUCACACCAGCCCCUCUGAACCAAUUGUGCUUUCUAGUGAUGAUGAGGAGAGUGGUGGCAACACACAGCGCCGCAGCCAAGGGGCCCACAAGCUGGCCACAGUGCAGGACAUUGUAAAACAAAGCAAGACGUCAAAGGAGGCUGUUCCCGGACAGCAAGGCGCUUCUGAUACACAAGAAAUGGAGGUCGUAGUUGACGGGGCUUCGUGUUCUGGGCUACCCUCUCCUGUCUCCGUUGUGGAGUACAACUGCUGGAGUGUGGGCUUCCACACUCUGCACUGUGGAGGUUUCAAAGGGAAAGCAAACGGAGGCCUCGUGAUGGCAAAAGAGCGAAUUAUAAUCCCACUUAAAGACACAAGUAAGCAGAAGGACGUAGUGUUAACUUUAGAGCGCAAAGAGCUCAGGCGGUACAGCGUUUGGGACCAAGAGGAGCUGGAGGCGCGGGGGAUUUGCUUUGAGGGAAACGAAGAGCCUUUUCCCGCUGGUGUCUUGCUGUUUUGUGUGUCAGAAACUGCAGCAGCCUCUAUCCAGCAGGACCUUCAUCCUCUCUGCGUUGAAGAAGAUGAGGGCAUAAAUACUGGGAAAAGUAGCCCCUUUGUCCUGCUGACUCUCCGAGAUCCUCUGGUGGGAAUGGAGGGAGCUUUACUCCGCUCUGUCCUUGAUAUGGACUGCCUCAGCAGUCUGGAACAGCAAACAACUGCAGCCCAUGAAGAAGAUGGAUUUUAUAGUAGUCUCAGCCUCAAUUCUCCUAUUCUUUCUCUGGAUGAUAGCUUAGAGCUGAUAAAAAAAAGUGGGCUGGACCCGCACUUGGUCUUGAUGCUGGGUUUGAAGAGCCCUGAUGCAGAAGUGUGUGCAGACCAGGAGAGUUCACAUUCAGAUCCAGAUGAAAUCCCUGCAUGCCACAUCUGGCUGGAUAAUGACUUGCAGAAAGAGCCAGCACAGGAGCUGGAGACGGCGCCAGAAGAAAACACGGAGACACAACCUGAACCAGAGGCAGAUCAAAAAGAGGAAGAGCCCACUGAGCAGCCUGAUCAACAAAAGGAGGAAGCCAUGCCUGUAUACACACUUUGCCGUCGCAGAACCAGAGGGUCCUACUCUGUGUCACUGAAAAAACCAAGCUCCAACUGGAUUAAAUAUAAGCAUAAGGGUCUACCCCACAGGUUGAUCCUGUUUCCUCCACCACCAUUAAAAGGAGGAAUAACUGUUACAAUGGAAGACCUUCAGUGCCUCGACAGUGGGCAGUAUCUCAAUGAUGUCAUCAUUGAUUUUUACCUAAAAUACCUUCUCCAGAAUGCAUCUGCUGCUGUGGCUGAGCGCUCCCACAUCUUCAGCAGCUUUUUUUACAAGCAGCUGACGCGCCGGGACAACGCAAGUGAAGGUGGCAACAGUGACUUCUGUCAGAGGCAGAGGCGGCAUCAGCGAGUGAAGACGUGGACACGACAUGUGGACAUCUUCAAAAAAGACUUUUUGUUUGUGCCUGUCAAUCAGGAAGCUCACUGGUAUUUAGUUGUCAUUUGCUUUCCUGGCUCGGAUGAGCCUGUUUCUGAGGACUGGAUGGGAGACGAUGAGGCCCAAGGAUGUAACGGCUCUAAAGAUGUUACAGAGCCACUACCGACAUUAAAAUGCAGUAACAGCAUAGACACGAAAACAGAAAAUACUCAAGAAGAAUCAACCAAAGAUCCAGCACCUUGUCCAGUAAGCUGCACAGAGGGGACAUGCCAGAGGAAGACUGUUUGCAAGAGGCCGUGUAUUCUCAUCAUGGAUUCCCUCAAACUUUCACUUCACGAGCGUGUCUUCAAACUCCUACGGGAGUACUUGCAGUCAGAGUGGGAAGUCCGUCGUGGAUCAACAAGGGACUUUGGUCCCGAUCAGAUGAAAAGCUCACACUGCCAAGUCCCCCUUCAGGACAACAGCAGCGACUGUGGCCUUUACCUACUUCAAUAUGUUGAGUGUUUUUUAAAAGACCCUGUGGUACACUUUGACCUCCCUCUACAAUUACGACAGUGGUUCCCACGGCAGCAGGUUCGGAGGAAACGAGAUGAGAUCAGAGAUCUGAUACUUAACCUUUACCGACAUCAGAAGAUGGAUAAGGAACACAAAAAGCAGCUCUCCUGCUGAGCCCAUUGCAUUCCUGUAGACUUUUUACAUCACUGCUCAUACUGAGCAUUCAGUCAUUUCAGUUUGAACUGAAACUAGUUCCUUUACAUUAGAGUGUUAGUUAGUCUUCAGCUCACACACAACACAUGAGUGUUCAAGUGUGUGGCCCCAGCGAGUGAGUGUGAAUGCUAUCAUAAAACUAAAGGUAUCUGUCCAUCCAAACAAAAUGACUUACAGUAUCUAGACAUUAAAAGGUUUGUACACCCCAAAACUUUUUACUGUUUGUUUUUAUGUUUAUUAGGUAUUUUAUAAAGAUGAAUAUUUGUAUUUAAUUUUCUAUUUCUCAGUUACAAAUAGAACCACCCAUUGGUUUGAUUUACAAGUGAAUCAGUGGUAAAACCUUGUUUGCAAAGGAGAAAUAAAAAAAAAAGUUUUUGCAAAGUUUUUUCUACAUUUGUCAGACAUUUAAUGCAAUUUGUGACCAGUAGUUUGGUUCAGUUCUCAAACACAGCUUGUGUGAUCAAAGUUGUUAGAUGCUUUUGUCAGAACAUAUUUACAUGUUAUUUAUCUGUGACUGCACUGCAAUCUAUUACAGACCCAAAAUUAAUACAGGGAUACUGAUGUUUGCUGAGUAACUAUUGAUUGUGCGAGCUGUCAUAUAAAAUAUUCUAAAUCAGUAAUUUGGAAAUUUUCUUUACACUAUGUGGCCACCUGUUUGUCCUAAUAUGACAAUUUAUGUUACCUUCAUUAUGUGCGCAGCAGAAUAAGAGGAAACAUUUUAGUAUAAAUUGCUGGACAGUUUGUUGUCCCUCAUAUGGCGUAAAGCAGGAAAAAAUUUGACAAUUCAAAGUAAGUCGGCAUCUUUUUUUAAAAUUUUUUUUUAAUCUUUCUAUUUUUAACACUUAUAAAAGAAAAAAUAAGAAUUUUUUUUUUUUUUAAUUUAAACACUUUGCAAAAGGUUUAGGGGUGCGCUCACUCUGGCAUGUGUUACAAUAUGCUUCCAGAUAAAAGCUGAAGACAUGUCAUCAUCUCACACACUUCAAUCCGCUACCAUGCAAAUCCCCGCACUGUCUGACUCAGUUGAGAUGGAUCUCGAUAUAAUGUACUUUUUCUUUUGCAUUUUGUUCAGAUGUAUGUUUCUUUUAUGCAUUAAAUUACCCCCAAAUUUUGUAGAGUUUGUGUUGGAUGAAAGUCAAAUAGCUGAUUCAAAAAUGCAUUUGGCUUCAAGUAUAUAUUAAAAUU